This is a messenger RNA of Cylicostephanus goldi, 207 nucleotides long. Lineage: Eukaryota; Metazoa; Nematoda; Chromadorea; Rhabditida; Strongylidae. The record is from the annotation of a GenBank genome assembly.
GUGGAAAUGGCUUAUAAAGCGAAUCCAAAGUUGUUAACGCAGCUGCAGUAUUGCGAGGAUCGACUCAUUCCUUAUGUAUUGAUUGUGGGCGAACGCGAGUUGCAAGAAGGCGUCAUCAAGUUGAGAAAUGUGAAAACAAGAGAAGAACAGGAUGUCCCUCUUGCGAAACUAGCUGAUACUCUUCGUUCGCACCUUAACACCUUAUGA